Crotalus tigris (Tiger rattlesnake) is the source of this 6906-nucleotide messenger RNA. RefSeq names its product Rap guanine nucleotide exchange factor 2 (gene RAPGEF2). The coding region runs from base 525 to 4994 and encodes 1489 amino acids. Gene Ontology annotation, biological process: small GTPase-mediated signal transduction; positive regulation of ERK1 and ERK2 cascade. NCBI's taxonomy places the organism in Eukaryota, Metazoa, Chordata, Lepidosauria, Squamata, Viperidae. The transcript has 24 exons. Gene Ontology annotation, molecular function: guanyl-nucleotide exchange factor activity; protein binding. The record is from RefSeq and is a predicted model, not a curated record.
UUCAGAUGCUCUGCCCUAAUUUUUUUAUUUUUUUAUUGAAAAAAAGUGGGGUUGAGGAGCUCUCUUGUCAUCGUGAUUGCAAAUUAAACAGGAGAAAUAACAAUCUUGGCUGUGUACAGGAAGCUGAUUGCUGCAUCCUGACUAAUACUAUAUGGUUUUAAGCUUUUUUGAGGGAGUCUUGUGUGCAGUCAGCCAUUUUAGCUCCCCCCUCCUUUUUUUCUCCUUUUUGGUCUCAGGGAAUGCUCCUGUUUCUUGUAGAAGAAUGCUGGAUAUGUACGGUGUUGCUAGGCACCUUACCUCUGUGCAUGCUUAAGAUAUAAAGUGUUACAAAAAUGGAGGCAAAAGCUGUUUGGAUUAUAUUUCUGUACCACCAGUGUGAGAGAUUUUGUGAACGAUACUUUGAGCUUUUGGCUUGCUUCCCCCCUGUUUUUUCAUUAUUUAAUUUAUUGCAGUGGAGGUUGAUUGCUAUUCAUGAUAAAUUAGUAUAUCAUGUGUAAAUUAAGUUCGGCAUAUGUUUGUUCAUUAUGAAACCUCUUGCAAUCCCAGCUAACCAUGGAGUUAUGGGCCAGCAGGAGAAAUAUUCACUACCUGCAGAUUUUACAAAACUGCACCUCACUGACAGUCUCCACCCACAGGUGACCCACGUUUCAUCUAGUCAUUCAGGAUGUAGCAUCACUAGUGACUCUGGCAGUAGCAGUCUAUCUGAUAUCUAUCAGGCCACAGAAAGUGAAGCUGGUGACAUGGACCUGAGUGGAUUACCAGAAACAGCAGUAGAUUCUGAGGAUGAUGAUGAUGAAGAAGAUAUUGAGAGGGCUUCUGAUCCUUUGAUGAGCAGAGAUAUUGUUAGAGACUGUCUAGAAAAAGAUCCAGUAGACAGGACAGAUGAUGAUAUUGAACAACUUUUGGAAUUCAUGCAUCAAUUACCAGCUUUUGCUAAUAUGACAAUGUCAGUGAGAAGAGAACUCUGUGCUGUGAUGGUAUUUGCAGUUGUAGAAAGAGCAGGAACCAUUGUUCUAAAUGAUGGAGAAGAACUUGAUUCCUGGUCUGUUAUUUUGAAUGGUUCUGUGGAAGUAACAUAUCCAGAUGGAAGAACAGAAAUAUUAUGCAUGGGAAACAGUUUUGGUGUUUCCCCUACUAUGGACAAAGAAUAUAUGAAAGGAAUCAUGAGAACUAAAGUGGAUGACUGCCAGUUUGUAUGCAUAGCCCAACAAGAUUACUGUCGCAUUCUGAACCAAGUAGAAAAGAACAUGCAAAAAGUAGAGGAGGAAGGAGAGAUUGUUAUGGUAAAAGAGCAUAGGGAAUUGGAUCGCACUGGAACAAGAAAAGGUCACAUUGUUAUUAAGGGAACACCGGAGAGAUUAACAAUGCAUUUAGUCGAAGAACAUUCAGUAGUGGAUCCAACUUACAUAGAAGAUUUCCUUUUGACAUAUAGAACCUUCCUUUCAAGCCCAAUGGACGUGGGAAAAAAGUUAUUGGAGUGGUUUAAUGAUCCUAGCCUCAGGGAUAAGGUUACACGGGUAGUGUUAUUGUGGGUGAACAAUCACUUCAAUGAUUUUGAGGGAGACCCUGCAAUGACUCGUUUUCUGGAGGAAUUUGAGAACAAUUUGGAAAGAGAGAAAAUGGGUGGACAUCUGAGGCUGUUAAAUAUUGCAUGUGCUGCUAAAGCUAAACGAAGGAUGAUAACAUUAACAAAACCAUCUCGGGAAGCUCCUUUGCCUUUCUUAUUACUAGGAGGAUCUGAAAAGGGAUUUGGAAUCUUUGUUGACAGUGUAGAUUUGGGUAGCAAAGCUACUGAAGCAGGGUUGAAACGUGGAGAUCAGAUAUUGGAGGUAAAUGGCCAGAACUUUGAAAAUAUUCAGCUAGCGAAAGCCAUGGAAAUUCUUCAAAAUAAUACCCAUUUAUCUAUUACUGUGAAGACCAACUUAUUUGUUUUUAAAGAACUUCUAACAAGAUUGUCUGAGGAUAAAAGAAAUGGUGCUCCUCAUCUUCCUAAAAUUGGUGAUAUUAAAAAAGCAAGCCGUUAUUCCAUCCCAGAUCUUGCAGUUGAUGUGGAACAGGUGAUGGGUCUGGAAAAAGUAACAAAGAAAAGCAAAGCCAACACUGUUGGAGGAAGAAACAAGUUAAAGAAAAUACUGGACAAAACCCGCAUCAGUAUCCUGCCUCAGAAACCAUACAAUGAUAUUGGAAUUGGUCAAUCUCAGGAUGAUAGCAUUGUAGGCUUAAGGCAGACCAAGCACAUUCCUCCUGCUCUACCUGUCAGUGGAACAUUAUCAUCAAGCAAUCCUGAUUUACUGCAGUCACAUCACCGUAUCUUAGAUUUCAACACAACCCCAGAUUUACCAGAUCAGGUUCUACGAGUUUUUAAAGCAGAUCAGCAAAGUCGCUACAUUAUGAUAAGCAAGGACACAACUGCAAAAGAAGUAGUUGUUCAAGCUAUUCGUGAGUUUGCUUUAACCACCACCCCAGAUGCUUAUUCUUUAUGUGAAGUCUCUGUCACUCCAGAGGGUGUCAUUAAGCAGCGGAGACUUCCAGAUCAACUCUCCAAACUUGCUGACAGAAUACAACUUAGUGGAAGGUAUUAUCUGAAAAAUAACAUGGAGACAGAAACUUUAUGUUCAGAUGAAGAUGCUCAGGAAUUGCUAAGAGAGAGCCAAAUUUCUCUACUGCAGCUCAGCACUAUAGAGGUGGCUACCCAACUCUCAAUGCGUAAUUUUGAACUGUUUCGCAACAUUGAACCUACAGAGUACAUAGACGAUUUAUUUAAACUAAAAUCUAAAUUUAACUGUGCUAAUUUAAAAAAGUUUGAAGAAGUAAUAAACCAAGAAACCUUUUGGGUAGCAUCUGAGAUUUUGCGAGAAACCAACCAGCUGAAAAGGAUGAAGAUAAUUAAGCACUUCAUUAAAAUAGCACUGCACUGCAGAGAAUGCAAGAACUUUAACUCAAUGUUUGCAAUAAUAAGUGGUCUGAAUUUAGCUCCGGUUGCAAGAUUACGAACCACAUGGGAGAAACUUCCAAGCAAAUACGAGAAAUUGUUUCAAGAUCUUCAGGACUUGUUUGAUCCAUCUAGAAACAUGGCAAAAUACCGCAAUGUCUUGAAUAGUCAAAAUCUACAACCUCCCGUUAUUCCAUUGUUCCCUGUAAUAAAAAAGGAUCUUACUUUUCUUCACGAAGGAAAUGAUUCCAAAGUGGAAGGAUUGGUCAAUUUUGAGAAACUAAGAAUGAUUGCAAAAGAGAUCCGCCACGUGGGCCGAAUGGCUUCCGUUAAUAUGGAUCCUGCUUUAAUGUUCAGGACUCGGAAGAAGAAAUGGAGGAGUCUGGGAUCUCUUAGCCAAGGCAGUACAAACACAGCAGUACUUGAUGUUGCACAGACAGGUGGACACAAAAAACGGGUGCGUCGCAGCUCAUUUCUUAAUGCCAAAAAGCUAUAUGAAGAUGCCCAGAUGGCUCGAAAAGUCAAACAGUAUCUUGCUAAUCUAGACUUGGAAAUGGAUGAAGAAAGUCUCCAGGCACUGUCUUUGCAGUGUGAACCAGCCAGCAAUACACUACCCAAAACUCCAGGGGAAAAACGGUCUGGAAAAUCUGAAACAUCUCCUGUCACACAUCGGUCAGGGAUGCAGCAGAAGACUCAGCAGCAACAACAGCCCAAGGCAAACCAGGUUUUACAGGUUCCUGCUGUAUCACUUUAUCCUUCUCGUAAGAAAGUACCAGUAAAAGAUCUCCCACCAUUUGGCAUAAAUUCCCCGCAAGCUUUAAAGAAAAUUCUUUCACUCUCUGAAGAAGGAAGUUUGGACCGCCAUAAGAAGCAAGCAGAAGACACAAUUUCAAAUGCUUCUUCACAAUUAACGUCUCCUCCCACCUCACCCCAGAGCUCUCCGAGAAAAUGUUACAUGCUGGCUCUUAGUGGCACAGUGGAUAACUUUUCCGACUCUGGUCACAGUGAAAUUUCUUCCCGAUCUAGCAUUGUCAGCAAUUCUUCUUUUGACUCCAUGUCAGGGUCUCUACAAGAUGAAAGAAGACAGAGGCACUCAGUCAGCAUUGUCGAGACUAAUCUUGGAGUGGGCAGAAUAGAAAGAAGAGCCACGGUUGAACCAGAUCAGUACAGUUUAGGCUCCUAUGCAGAAAACAGAGGGUUCUAUGCUGCAGCAACCAUGCUUUCUUCUCCCAGUACGGAGGAACUAUCACAGGAUCAGGGUGAUCGAGCGUCACUUGAUGCAGCAGAUAGUGGACGAGGCAGUUGGACUUCUUGCUCAAGUGGUUCCCAUGACAACAUACAGACAAUUCAACAUCAGCGAAGUUGGGAAACUCUGCCUUUUGGACAUGUUCAUUUCGAUAAUUCAGGCGAUGGGGCAGGAUUGUGGGCCUCAGGCAGUCACAUGGACCCAUUGAUGUUCUCCGAUCAUGGCACAAAGUAUGGCAGGCAGAGUCAAGGUAGGGAGGGCCUUGAUCAAGCACAGUCCAGAGCAAGCUGGGCAUCCUCCACAGGAUACUGGGGAGAGGACUCUGAAGGUGAUACAGGUACCAUAAAACGGAGGGGUGGGAAAGAUGUAUCAAUUGAAGCUGAAUCCAGUAGCAUAACAUCCAUAACAACAGAGGAUUCAAAGCCGGUUCCUAUGCCAGCUCAUAUAACUAUGCCAACAAGUAAUACAAAGGGUCUUAUUGCUCGAAAAGAGGGUCGCUAUCGUGAACCACCACCAACCCCUCCGGGUUAUGUAGGAAUACCUAUUGACUUUGGAGAAGGAAUUUCUCAUCCAGUCCGAAAACCUCCAGAUUACAACGUAGCACUUCAGAGGUCUAGGAUGGUGGCACGGUCUAAUGAAGCCCCUGGGACUUCAGCUUCACCUUCACAGCAGCAAUCACAGGGUCAUUCCUCUAUCAGGCCUGUUAACAAACCUCAGUGGCAUAAACCAAACGAGUCAGACCCACAUCUUGGUCAUUAUCAAUCUCAAGGGUUUUCCACAGAGGAGGAUGAAGAUGAGCAAGUCUCUGCUGUCUAAGAAUUGGAGCUUUCGGGAUUACAAGUAAGCCAACUUUAAGGAGAGCACAAGAUGACAUCCCUAAUAUAGGAGCCUUGGAACAUUAAUUAAAGGAUGGUGGACCUGUGCCUCCUUCCCUGCCUUAAAGCAGCAUGGGCUUCUUCUCCCCUUCUUCCCCCCACCCUUCUCCCUUUGCAUGUGAAAUACUGUGAAGAAAUUGCCCUGGCACUUUUCAAACUGUGUUGCUUGAAAUGCGCAGUGCAGCAUCCUCUCAGCUAUCACUGUUGCUGUCUACCACAUCACACAGUAUCAUUCCAAAAUCAACUCGUAACUCUGACUGCACUCUCCCAUGCCUGGAAGCAUUUUAAAUUCUUUUUCCUAUCUUAAUCCUGAUCCUAGCACUUCACUUGAUUGUGAUGAAGAGAUCAACUAGUGGACAAAUAUAUUUGGCCUUUAUUAAGAAAGAAAUGUAUUGAAAUCCUUCAAGUACACAGUGCUUGUUUCUUGUUUACAAUGCCUUUGUUGCUACUCUCUCUAUAUAUUGUAUUUGGAGAGGGAUAAAAGGUUACACCUGCAUUAACUACAGUAUUAUUUUGUAUUAUUUAAGAAAGUUUGCUAGCCUGGACUACUUUAAAAAAAAAAAAAGUGAUGAUGUGGUUAACUAAAAGUGGCUUGGUUUAUAGGAAGGAUUCAGCCUUUCAAGCUUUGUUUUUAGUGUUCCACUCAAAGCACAGUUGAUUAAUUUCAGAAUUUCUGGUUUUGUUGCUUUGUAUCUCUAAUGAUGUGGUUCUAUUGACUCUUGCAAAUAAUCUGUGAAGAAAGUUAGUGUCCUUUUCCUGUGCCUUAAGGAAUACAGGAUGGUAAGUAAAAAUAUUUGUCUUCAAUUGUCAAAUGGCAAUAUCUUCUUUUGCUUAAAAUACUUACAUGAUUUUUCCAUCCUCCUCCUUGUACUAAGUAAUGGGAUUUUGUCACACAAAUAAUCAGGGUAAUGUAUUAAGGCAAUUCAGCACACACUGCAACCAGUGCCAAUCUCAAACUGUGUUGCUAUUGGCUUGGCAUUAGAAAAUAGUGAACCUUUUGAAGAAAGUAGGUGUCACUCAGCAAGCUUUUCCAGUGAACAAUUAUUCAUAAUUGUCUUUUACAGAACAUUGCAUAUAUAGAGGAGGCCAGUGGGUAUCAAUCACCUGCUUACAGCUGCUAUGAACCCUUUAGUGUUGGAAAUGAAAAUCCACCCCCUUUCUAUUUUCUGUUGUUAUUUUGGUUUUGCACAGACUCCAGAAAAGUGAAGGCUGCCAAUCCGAGUAGUACUCAAAUGUGAGGAACUGCUGUUCUUGGAUUUUUUUUUCAUUAAAUUCAGCUGAUCAUAUUGAUCAGUAGAUAAAAGUAAAUAGUAUCAACUUAUAAAGAUCAAUUUACAGUGGUUUUUCACUGUAUUGAACAAUGUCAGUGCUUUAUUUAAUCGCUUUCUUCUAUAAUCAUAGCUCUUCUCUAUUUGCUUAUAUAUCACCUUGUCAAUUAUGCAUUUGUAAUUUUACAUGUAAUAUGCAUUUGCCAGUUUCAUUAUAUAGGCUAUGGACCUCAUGUGCAUAUAGCAAAACAGAACAAACCUAGCUGUCUCACAAGUUGCACAAAUGUUAUAUAGGAAUUAAGUAAUUGUAGACCAUAGGACUGCUAAUCUCAAUUCACUCUGUGAUGUCAAGUGCAGAAUGUACGACUUACUGGUGAUUUCCUCAUACUUUUGAUACUACUUGUACCUGUAUGUCUUUUAGAAAGACAUUGGUGGAGUCUGUAUCCCUUUUGUAUUUUUAAUACAAUAAUUGUACAUAUUGGUUAUAUAUUUUUGUUGAAAAUGGUAGAAAUGUACUAUGUUUAUGCUUCUAUCCAGUUUGUAUGAAGCUGGAAUAUAAAUAAAUAUAAUGUUAAUGAUGUCUCA